Molecule: messenger RNA, 1282 nt
Organism: Sphaerodactylus townsendi
Lineage: Eukaryota; Metazoa; Chordata; Lepidosauria; Squamata; Sphaerodactylidae
Gene: STOML2
Product: stomatin like 2
Exons: 10
Coding region: 97-1164 (355 amino acids)
Cellular component (GO): membrane
Source: RefSeq, a predicted model, not a curated record
CGUAAAGACGCAUGGGAGCCGGAAACGUCGCUCCGGUUUGCUGGGGGAGGGAUUUAGCCAUCGCACCGGCGGAAGUGGGAGCCUGUUGGCAGGGCAAUGCUGGCGCUGCGCGUGGCCGGGCGAGCGGCGCGGGCGGCCGGCGGCGGUCUCCUGCGGGAGCGGGCGCCGCAGCGCUGGGCCUCCAGCCUGCCCCUCAACACCGUGGUGCUCUUCGUGCCGCAACAAGAAGCCUGGGUGGUGGAACGCAUGGGCCGCUUCCACCGCAUCCUGGAGCCGGGACUGAACUUCCUCAUCCCAGUUCUGGAUCGCAUCCGCUAUGUACAGAGCCUCAAAGAGAUAGUCAUCAACGUGCCAGAGCAGUCGGCUGUGUCUCAUGAUAAUGUGACCCUCCAAAUCGAUGGUGUCCUCUACUUGCGAAUCAUGGACCCUUACAAGGCUAGUUAUGGAGUAGAGGACCCAGAGUAUGCCGUGACCCAGCUUGCUCAGACGACCAUGCGUUCUGAACUUGGCAAGCUCUCUCUUGACAAAGUCUUCCGGGAACGGGAAUCCCUCAACGCCAGCAUUGUAGACGCCAUCAACCAGGCCUCUGACUAUUGGGGCAUCCGAUGCCUGCGGUAUGAGAUCAAGGACAUCCAUGUGCCUCCCCGAGUGAAGGAGUCCAUGCAGAUGCAGGUGGAAGCUGAGAGGCGCAAGCGGGCAACCGUGCUGGAAUCAGAAGGAACUCGAGAGUCGGCUAUCAAUGUUGCCGAGGGGCAGAAGCAGGCUCAGAUCCUGGCGUCGGAAGGGGAGAAAGCAGAGCGGAUCAACAAAGCAGCAGGGGAGGCCAACGCACUGCUGGUGAAGGCAAAGGCUAAAGCAGAGGCCAUCCAGCUUCUGGCAGCUGCUCUGGCCCGGCAGAAUGGCAACGCAGCCGCCUCUUUGUCUGUGGCCGAGCAGUACGUGAGCGCUUUCUCCAAGCUGGCAAAAGAAGGCAACACUCUGCUCUUGCCCUCCAGCACGGGCGACGUCACCAGCAUGGUUACCCAGGCCCUCAGCAUCUAUGCUACAUUGAGCAAGGCUCCAGUAGCAAAAGAUGGGGUGGCCGCAGCCCUUCUCCCACCCCAGGCGGAGCAGCCCUCCAGCACAGAGCAGCACCUUGAACCCGAGCAGCCGCGGCCCAGCUGACCGAGGAGCCUGUAGGGACCAAGAAGAACCCUCUCCACUGGUGCCUGCGCCCCCCUCCUCUCAGUUUCUUUCUUUUUUAAUGUGGAUUUAAUCAUGUAAUAAAUAGGAUAUGGCCUGA